Dermatophagoides farinae (American house dust mite) is the source of this 2801-nucleotide messenger RNA. It is a transcript of the gene thoc5, whose product is annotated as THO complex subunit 5. Gene Ontology annotation, molecular function: mRNA binding. The record is from RefSeq and is a predicted model, not a curated record. Gene Ontology annotation, biological process: mRNA export from nucleus. NCBI's taxonomy places the organism in Eukaryota, Metazoa, Arthropoda, Arachnida, Sarcoptiformes, Pyroglyphidae. Gene Ontology annotation, cellular component: THO complex part of transcription export complex.
GAGAUUUGGCCGCUCGUGAAACUGGAUUUUUAUUUCAAACAUAUUUUUCAAUUAUCAUUAUAAAAUUGUUUUUUUAUGUUAUUAUAUAUUUCGUUCCCAUAACUACAUCAUGAGAUCAAGUCGGUCACAUUUGGAUCAUGAAAAUAAACGUAAUGAUUACCAUUAUCAUUCGUCUAGUCGAGGACAAUCAAACCAUUCGGAGAGCAAUGGACAUGGUACAAUCACCAAUAAUGAACAAUAUCGAUCAUCGAAAAGAUCUGGUGUCGGCAGUGGUUCUGGAAGCACCAAUCUUAUUAAACGCAUGAAAAGUACAACAACAUCACCAAAUGAUAAUACUACAAGAACUACUCGAGAUUUUGCAAAUUCCAAAUCAUCUAAAUCAUCAGCCAUCCAUAACUCGACUGUAAAUUCCAUCAAAAUAGAUCCAAAUGAAUGCCAUCAAUUGACUUAUAAUGGAUAUAAUCAAGAAGAAAUUGAAGCAUUGGCUGAUCCAAGUUUGGAUAAAAAAUCUGAUGAAGAUUUUGACAAAUUUAAAACUGUUUCUUCUAAUCUAAGAGAAUUAAUCAAAUUAAUUCUGGAAAAUAAGAAAGCAAAAGGUAAACUUAAAAAUGACCAUUCAAAUGGUAUGGAUAAAACGCUUUCGGACAUUAAAGUUAAAGGAUUAAUGUGUCUAAUGGAGAUGAAAAAUCUUAAUCGUCUGGAUAAAUAUCGUUUAAAAGAAGCACGCAAAAAAAUAUCAUUGGGCAAAGAUAAAGUAGAUCAAAUUCAUUUGCAAUUGCAGAAUAUUCAAUAUGAAGUUAUGCAUCUACAAAAAGAACAGAAAACCUGUGCUUCAUUCCGUUCAAAAGAUGAAUCGUUGGAUUUAUUGGACAAGGAUAAAUUUCUUCUUUCUGAUCACUUUCCUGAAGAUCUAAAACAUUUACUUGUGGUUUCGAGUACAUCUGUAGAUUUAAACAAAGAUAUUGCUUCAAGUGAAGAUUUAUACAAAUUACAUUUAGCCAGACUUGAUUGGGAACUUAAACAACGUAUCUCUGCGGAAAAUCAAUUGAAAAUGUCUGAAGAAUCGCGAUUCAAAUUAGAAGUGGAAAUAACAACUAAAAAACGAACAUUAUCUCAAUUCGAUCCAACAUUGAAGAAUAUAAUCGAAGCUGCCAAGCCAUUAGUAUCACAUCUAAAUGUUCCAUUACAAGUUUACGAUACUUCUAACCUCUUAACAUCAUACCUUCCACAACCACUUUAUGUACUCUACAUCCAACUUCGUGCAUACAAAAGUGCUUUCGAUUUGGAUUAUAACGUUGCUAUACAAGGAUCAGCUGAGGAUGCUCAAGAAUUUGAAUCAAAACAAAAAAAUGAAUCCAAUUUAUUACUCUUAAUGAAUAGUAUGCAAAAAGAAAUUGAUGAAGAAAAUGGAUUGCAGUUUGAAGAUGACGAAGAUGAAUCUGAACAUAGAAAGAAAUCAAAAAAAUCUCGAUAUCAUUCACAACGCCAUGUAGUGGAAGAAGAUUCAACAAAUAAAACUUUACAUUCAGAUUCAAAGAAUGAUUUUUAUUCAAGAUACAGUAAACUGUUUACGUUUCAUCCGAUUAAAAUAUGUGUAAAUUUUCGUUAUCAUAAUUACCAGAUCGUAUGUGUUUUUACCUAUUUUCCUAAACUUGAAUUGGUUGGUCUCACCUAUAAAAUCGAUAACCUUUCAUCCCCGAAUUCGACUGAACCAAAGUAUUCAGUGAUCAACUACGAUAGCAAUAUUUUUGCUAAGCUACUUUCUUCAUCCGAUACUGGAUUGAAAUGUCCCAAUGCAAAAAUUGAAUAUUUAUUGUGUCGAUUUGGCAUCAAUUCAUAUGCGGAUUUAAUACCUGAAAUUGGCUAUACUUAUGAUUGGACACAACGCAUUGCUGGUAUUGAAUAUUUGAAUUCUGAUGAAAAUCCAUUGCUUUCGAAUAGCGGUAUUAUACGUGUUAAGUCGUCUAUAGCGAUAGACUGCUUGGAUAAAACGGUCAGAACUAUGAUGUAUCGUUUUCAAUCAAGAAUCGAUUUGCAAAAACAACUUGAUCAUAUACGCGUUAACAAAUGUAUUGACGCGAGUUUAUUUAAUAAUUCAAUUGUUUCAAAUGGUCAGAAUUUAAUAUUCUCGAAGCCCAGAUGUUUUAUUCAAUCUUUCGAUAGAAUUACUGGUGAUGAAUUGAUCAACGGACUAGAUUCAUAUCAAAAGAAAAAUCUUAUCGAAUACUUUGAACAAGAUGUCGAUGAUCGUAAUGCAUUUUGUAAUGAUCUUUUUGAUCAAAAUAAUUUUAUUUACAAAUUGAUUCUCAGAUGCGAGCCAUUAGAUUGUUCAUCUAUUCAAGAAUCCAAUUUAAACGAAUGGAAUGCCUACAUCAUCAUUCCUCAUAAUUAUCCUAGGCGAUGGCCAUUUUUUAUAUUAAGUUUGGCCACUAAUGGUCCAUUCUUCCUCUGCCGAAAUUGGAUCCGUAAUUUGGAGGAACACAUAAACGUGAAUCUGGCUGAAAAUUUGAUGAAACAACAAAAGUUAGAGAAUGAAAAAGAAUUCUAUUCAAAAACUUUGCUACUAAGACAAAUUUAUGAUCUACAAUGUGGUUUUGAUGUGAUUUCUGAUGCAUACGUAAAAUAUGAACAACUAGCCAAUAACGAAAGUAUUGAAGCAUACUCUGGACCUCGUUGUGUAAAUUCAUUUCUUUCUACACUAAUAGUACAAGGACAUGAUCACUCGUUGAAAUUCGCAAGAUUUGAAUUGUAGUAGAACUGAUAUUUUAUUUAUUAAAAAUGGAUUUAUUUUCAAACCCAUA